AUGUCUGCGGUAGCUAGAAAUUUUGAUGCAUCGAGCAGUUUUUUUGUGACGAAUGAUCAUUCCUUACUUGCAUAUGGCUGGUCUGUACCAUCUUGCAAGACUGAACGAGAGUUGGUUUCGGUUGACAAGCCGUUGGUCAGCGCCUUCGUAGAGAGAUGGCGCCCUGAGACGCAUACAUUUCACAUGCCGUUUGGGGAGUGCACAAUAACCCUACAGGAUAUAGCGUACCACUUUGGUCUCCCGAUAGACGGUCAGUAUGUUAGCGGAUGCCUGACAGACUUUCCACGAUAUAUAGCGGGUGGCCGGCCACCAUGGGUGUGGUUUGAGGAGCUGCUGGGUGUAUUGCCUCCUGCGAGCUGCAUCGACAAGUUCAUAGUGAAGUGCACGUGGUUUGAGGAGACGUUUAGUGAGCUUCCACAGGGGGCAGAUGAGGAGACAGUUAGGAAGUAUGCCCGUACGUACAUCAUGAUGCUCCUAUUGAUGCAGCUGUUUGGGGACAAGUCAAGUACCCGCCUCCACAUUCGAUGGCUGCCGUACGUCGCCAAGUUAGAGGACAUGGGUCAGUACAGUUAG
Molecule: messenger RNA, 573 nt
Organism: Arachis ipaensis
Lineage: Eukaryota; Viridiplantae; Streptophyta; Magnoliopsida; Fabales; Fabaceae
Source: RefSeq, a predicted model, not a curated record